Molecule: messenger RNA, 999 nt
Organism: Penicillium taxi
Lineage: Eukaryota; Fungi; Ascomycota; Eurotiomycetes; Eurotiales; Aspergillaceae
Product: mitochondrial 54S ribosomal protein uL22m
Exons: 2
Coding region: 1-999 (332 amino acids)
Biological process (GO): translation; ribosome assembly
Cellular component (GO): mitochondrial large ribosomal subunit; ribosome
Molecular function (GO): structural constituent of ribosome
Source: RefSeq, a predicted model, not a curated record
AUGGGCGCUGUCUAUCCAUAUGGGCAGCUGGUCCGUUCUGCGGCCCGAACUCAUGUCUCGUGUGUUCCCCGGCGAACAAUGACCUCAACAGCCAUUCGCUACGAAAACUCAACUGGGAAAAAUAAUGAGGGUAUCCUAUCAUCUGUUAAAAACUGGGUUUUUGGAGGUGAAAAGAAGCCCAAGGUCGUCCGCGUACCUACCGCUCCCAAGCGCGUGGAGGCUGGGUUGGGUGAGAACUCCAUCUUCUCGGAACAUGGUGGCAAUUCAUCUGGUCCCAAACCCGUUCGCAAGGACAAUGGCGAUGAGGAUCUAGAAUCGGUACCGUUAGAGAAACGCGAGAAGGAGCGUCUACAAAUGGCCCUGAACCCCAACCCUAUCGCCCAACUACGAUGGGAGAAGAAGAUGGUCCUCCGCGAAAUCCGUAAACGUGGCCGUGUUCCUAAAGCUGUAGAAAUCAAGCGCACAGAACGUGAGUCGCUCUCAAAAUCUCACUGGUUCAAGACAUCGGUGAAGAAGCUAGGACCAUUGGCCCGACAGAUCGCGGGCAAGAACAUCGAUGAGGCUAUCUUGCAGAUGCGCUUCAGCAAGAAGAAGGCAGCCAUAGAUGUUCUCGGUCACUUGGAGCAUGCGAAGAACGUCGCCACAGUCCGUGCCGGCAUGGGCCUCGGUGCUGAGGACGACAAGCCGGCCAAACCUAUCACUGUCACCUUCAAGUCUGGUGAACGCCAUAAGAUCGACAACCCAACCUCCAUUUAUGUCGAACAAGCAUGGGUGAAUCGUGGCCCUUACGGAUUUGGUAUGGAUCACCGUGCCCGCGGUCAGAUCUACAAGCUGCGUCCCCCGUCCACUGGUCUCUCAGUUGUGUUGAAGGAAGAGAAGACCCGUAUUCGUGAGUGGGAGGAUCGCGAGGCCAAGGCACUGCGGAAGCGGAAAACUCAGCUUUGGACUCAGCUUCCAGACCGAAAGAUUUCGGCUCAAAACCAAUACUACAGCUGGUGA